This is a messenger RNA of Bactrocera latifrons, 851 nucleotides long. Its product is annotated as protein lifeguard 1-like. NCBI's taxonomy places the organism in Eukaryota, Metazoa, Arthropoda, Insecta, Diptera, Tephritidae. The coding region runs from base 103 to 828 and encodes 241 amino acids. The record is from RefSeq and is a predicted model, not a curated record. The transcript has 4 exons. Gene Ontology annotation, cellular component: membrane.
CGACAGUACGAAUUUAAACGCACGCUGUAGCUCAUUACAUUUAACGCUCUUUUAUCAAUUUUUUUUUAAUAAAAUUUUAGAGUUCUGCAAGCAAAGUGAAAAAUGUACCAAGUCGCUUAUACAGAUCAAAAUUACGAUACUGAAGGUGCGAAAAGCUUCUCCUUCGACGAAGAGAGUGUACGGAAGGGCUUCAUACGCAAAGUCUAUUCGAUAUUAAUGGUGCAAUUGCUCAUCACUUUCGGCAUUAUCACGAUCUUUGUAUACGUAGAUGCAGUCAAGGAUUGGGUUCACAAGACAUCAUGGAUAUUUUGGGUGGCGUUGGCAGUGCUUUUGGUAACCAUGAUAUGCAUGGCCUGCUGUGAAAGCGUACGCCGUCAAACACCGUUAAAUUUUAUAUUUCUACUUCUAUUCACAUUGGCCGAGUCUUUUCUACUUAGUGUAACAGCCACAUACUAUGCCGCCAACGAGGUUAUGAUGGCGGUUGGCAUCACAGCCGCUGUAUGUCUUGCUUUGACACUGUUCGCUUUCCAAACGAAAUGGGACUUCACCAUGUGUGGUGGCAUUUUAUUGGUGGCCAUCGUUGUGUUCCUCAUUUUUGGUAUUGUGGCGAUUUUCAUACCCGGCAAAGUGAUAACCCUUGUGUACUCAUCAAUUGGUGCAUUAAUCUUCUCUAUCUAUCUGAUCUACGAUACACAGCUGAUGAUGGGCGGCAAGCAUAAGUAUGCCAUUAGUCCAGAGGAGUACAUCUUCGCGGCGCUCAAUCUUUACCUAGAUAUCAUAAAUAUCUUCAUGUAUAUAUUGGCUAUUAUUGGCGUGGCCCACAAAUAAAUGGUCAACUUGAGUUCACAUAA